AUGUUGCGGUCCUUCCAACUUAUUGCUCAUCCUUUUGCACGCCCCUACACCAUCGGCUUCAACUAUUGUCGAAACGGGGACAAGGAACCACUCGUUUCGCUAGAGUACCAUAAGAGCGCCAUAGCCGAGCAUGAGUCCUUAUCAUCCAAACGCCUUGAAGCCCAAGACCAGAUUUAUAUGAGUUCGCAUAAGAGCACGAUGGAUUCCAUUAGGAGUUCCCAUGACAAGAAAAUGAAAGACAUGCAGGAUUCAUUUGAAAAGGCACUGCAGGCUGAUAAGGAUCACUAUAGGAAGUUUCUGGAACCAGAUAGGAAGGUUUUGCAGGAGCGGGAGAAUGAAUAUAACGAUAUGAACUGGAGGUGCGAAGACCUCAAAGUCUGUUCUUCUCUACCCUUGACUUGCAUGCUACCCCUAAUAUUACUACAGAAGAAAACUCUGGAAAUACUUUCUGAGAAGAUGUGGUUGGAGCGAAACUUCAAUAUCCGUGGGGCUCUUGGUAUGGUAUUACAAUAUCAACCUAGCCCUUAUAUGCAGGACUAAUAUUCAACUACAGAACGCAUCGUUUAUCAGUACAAACACCCGAAAGAUAUUUGGUCUUCCAAGGGAAUACAACAGGUGCUUAACGAGAUAGCCAAAACCAAGGCGUUUGAUGCGGUGUUGCAGAAGGAAGUGCAAACCCACAGGUUGGUACGCGAAAGAGUUAUGGAUUGCGUCCACAACAUCUACCAUGAGGUGUCGAAGCAUGCGCAUGGAAAUGAUGGGAUGAUUCUGGUCCGUGCCAUUGACUUUACGCGUAAUGAACGGGCUGCGCUGGUCGCUUUUCUACGGCUGCAGAGCACAUGGAAAAAUCCCUUGAGCUGGCAGGAAAUUGAAUUAUCCGAUGAGGGCAAAGAGAGAGUCUAGAGGGGGGUGUUUCGUUUUUGUACCACUUUCUUUUUUCACAGAACUUCGCAAAGGCUUCAAUAUUACACACAUCACUACAAAUAUCCACUCCAAUAUCCACUUUGCCCAAGGACAAGCAUCCUGUUUGA
Tuber aestivum (summer truffle) is the source of this 1031-nucleotide messenger RNA. The record is from the annotation of a GenBank genome assembly. Lineage: Eukaryota; Fungi; Ascomycota; Pezizomycetes; Pezizales; Tuberaceae.